CGUAUCCUUUAAUGGGAUAAGAUCCUGAACAAUCUACAAAGAACUAGAGAUUUGCUAUAUUAUUUAGAACCCUUGAUUGAAAGAAUAAGACGGAUCGUUAUCAUCUUUUGUUUAUGUUUUCCUCUUCGCGAUAUAACAACACGAUGGAUUGGAAAAGUAAGCAAUACUUACAACAAAAGACUAGAAAAAACAAAACGUCAUCGACUGUGAGGAAAUCCAAAGUACAAGUUGUACAUGUAAAUGUGAACGGCGAUGCUGAUGUACGAACCAAAUCCGGGGAAAUGGCGUCGCACCCAAGACCUCACACAACUGGUGGUGCAGUGAUAAACUCAACAAGUAGAAUCAAGGAGAAUUAUCAAAAUGACAAUGGACACAGAACGCAGAUUAUCAAUGCCAAACAAAACGAGCAACAACGCAAGACGUUCGAUUCUAAACAAAGAGGAUUAAGAAUCAACAAUUAUGUCUGCGAUGAUGGAAACAAUGUCGACACUGGUGGGCAUAACACGGCCACGAGAAGUGGAAUCAAACGCCCACAUGCGGCGAAAACAAAAAUUAAUAUUUUCAAUAAUGAUAAUCAGACACAUGGUAGAUGUUCAACAACAUUACCUAUCAUAACUCACGAUGCGCCGAGUCCCCGGUCUGCAUCUACUGGAAAUACACGGAGAGAUAUGUCACCUUCAACGCAUACACGGAAUAACACGCAUAAAAGCCGAACUCUUGAUAUUCAAAGCAAACUCUCGGGGUCUCGCCAAAGUUUUAGUCAAGGUAGUGAUUCAGGGACUAUUUCCUCCAGGCGUGGAAGCAUAUCAUCAUUGACCUCGUCACGCAGUGCCCCGGAAUACCUUUACGGAGCGACGCAAUGGGAUAUGUUCUCGGAAUCAUUAAAGCAUCUCAAUGAUGACUCCAACCUCUAUAUGAAGAAACCUAAAGUAUCAUUUGACUCCAGUGUUCAUUUCAAAGAUGCUCUAAUAAGUUGGAAAAAGCACACGGCUACUUCCCGCCGUGGCAAAGGGUGGCGUGCAAUAGCAAAGGGUGGGAAAAGCUGGGCAGCCCUAAGUGUACAGUUCAAAAAGAAUGAAGUUCGAGAGGAAAAUAGUGAUAGCGAUUCUGAACACGAGCCUACACCUGCGAGGACAACCGAGAGCCAGAGACGAUGGGGUAUGAUCAGGAGAAACAUUCAGGACAUCCAGUUAGAACGCAGGGCAAAUAAAGCGGUUUUUAACUGGGAUAUGCUGCGCCAGCAUCUAAUGAAUCUGUCCGAUAUGGAAAAGGGAAGACGGGACUUAUAUGAACGUUACCUAGUUUUAAAAGACCCAAUGGCUAACAGCAAAACGCCUCAACGUGACCUUAAGUCUGCGUUGGUAAGAGUAAAGACAUGGAACGAAAAAGAAGUUGAACUGCUGAAAGAUAAAGGCAAACCUAUAGGUGGCGCUGAGAAUAAAGUUUUCAAAAUACCUUUUAGUCAAAACAGACAUGGCAGAAGUUUUUCCAAAUAAUGAGAAUACUUUGCGUAUUUCUUUCCAUUUUUAUGAAUACAUGGUUACAUUUAACUUGCUGUAUAUCCGCAUAUUACAAACAUACUAAUCUAGUAUUUCAUUUUAUCUUGAAUAACACAUAAACACGUAAUACGCCUACGUUUGUGUAUUUACAAUCCAUUAAACUUUGUAAUAAUAUGUUUUAUUGGAAAGGCAUUAUUUUAAUCAAUAUACGCAACUUAAAUAUAAAGGCCAUGAAGAAUACAGUGUC
Messenger RNA from Owenia fusiformis, 1746 nucleotides. NCBI's taxonomy places the organism in Eukaryota, Metazoa, Annelida, Polychaeta, Sabellida, Oweniidae. The record is from the annotation of a GenBank genome assembly.